Molecule: messenger RNA, 1069 nt
Organism: Merops nubicus (carmine bee-eater)
Lineage: Eukaryota; Metazoa; Chordata; Aves; Coraciiformes; Meropidae
Gene: DIPK2B
Product: chromosome unknown open reading frame, human CXorf36
Exons: 4
Source: RefSeq, a predicted model, not a curated record
GUUUGACACCUGGCUUUCUUCUCGUUUAAAGCUGCCCCCCAGCUACCUGCUCAGCUACUCAGGCAACUACACCGACGAUGCCAAGAGCUGGCGGCUGGUGGACAUCACCCGGCUGACCUCCAAGUACCAGCACGACCGGGCCGACAAGCGCAUCUGCACCUCCCUGCUGAAGACGAAGACCUGCAGCCUGGAGCGCGCCCUGCGCCGCACACGCCGCUUCCAGAAAUGGCUGCGGGCCAAGCGCCUCACCCCGGACCUCGUCCAGGGCCUUUCCAGCCCGAUGCUGCGCUGCCCAUCCCAGCGUCUCCUGGACAGGAUCGUGCGGCGCUACGCUGAGGUGCCAGAUGCUGGCAGCAUCUACAUGGACCACCUCACUGACCGGGACAAACUACGCCUGUUGUACACCCUGUCGGUGAAUUCACACCCCAUCUUGUUACAGAUCUUCCCCAGCGUGGAGGGAUGGCCCUUCCCGCGGUACCUGGGCUCCUGCGGGCGGCUGGUGGUCAGCGCCAGCACCCGGCCCCUGCGCGACUUCUACGGCGCGGCUCCCGACGUGGCAGCUGACCUGGCCCUCCAGCUCCUCGCCGUCCUGCGCUCCAUGGGCACCAACGACCUCAACUACUUCUUCUACUUCACCCAUGUGGACGCUGGCACUUUCGGCGUGUUUAGCAACGGGCAUCUGUUCAUCCGGGAUGCCAGCACGCUGGGGAUCAUCGACAAGGAGGAAGGGAGCCAGCUGAUUGACGGCCAGCAGGAGUAUAAAGACAUAUUUAGCUGUUUGACUGUGGACUGCUCAUCCACCUUUGUGUCCUGUAACUCCAUCAGAGAGGAGCACAGCCUCGUCAUGGUGUGUCAAGAGCUUUUGCCUAAGCUGCUGAAAGGGAAAUUUCGGCAACCCGUGCAGGAGAAAAUAGACACCUUCCUGCAGCACUGCGCCGAUGGCCUCGACGAUGACCAGGGUGUCAACGAGACGGCCGCAAAGCUGGCAGAGCUCCUGAAACCUCUGCGGUCCUGCGACUCCCGUUUCGCCUACCGCUACCCUGACUGCAAGUACAGUGACAAAUACUGA